AUGUCUACCGGAGACCCUGGGUCCCCACUGCCGGCACCGCCACCACCGGUAUCCGCCACCAGCGUCCAGCCCCCCCGCGACCGGAUCCCGAUAAGCUCGAAGAAGACGCAAGUCACGGGCCCCGCCACCGCCGCACCCAACUAUGCUGCCGCUGCGAGUCAGAUGGCGGCUCAAACACCUGAACAACAGCAACAACAACAACAGCGUGCCAAGGCUCUGGGCAGCCUCCUACAAGCCAUGGGUGCUGUACCCGGAAACCGUAUGGAUCGCUGGGUCCAGGCCAUCUACUUCGCCGAACUCUACCCCGUCGCCACCGCCACAUCGCUGAAAUUUUCGGCCUUGAACGCGAACCGGUCCGUCGAGAACAUCUUCGAUUACGCCCUUGAAGUGACUCUGUCUCACCAGAGCGCCUCGCGAGCGACUCAUGCCGACAAGAUCGAUCUCGUGGCCUGCGUCACGAGGCUGCUAUCGCCCAUCUCUCCUAUCUGCUUUGAGCCUGGAGUUCCUCUGCCGGACCAUCUUGCGGCUUAUCAACCACAGAUCUUAGGCGUACAACAUUCAUCAAUCCUGCGUAAUGGGGCGGCUCACCAUCGCGUUACGGUUGGGUUCGUCACCGGCGAGGCACGUGACGCGGCGCUCACGACGCCCCCCGCUCUCACUUGGCGAUCGGCGAAGGCCCGCUUCGCGAAGUCUCACAGGUUCCACCAUAACAUGGUCGAGCUUCGAAUCAACGUCGGUGUUCAAGGAGUGCCCUCCAUGGAUGCCAUCAUCAAAUCGUUCCAAUCACUUGUGCAAGACCUGUCAGCCAAGGGACAUUCAUGCCAACUUGUGCAGGUUCUGCGCGUUAUCAGCGUGGACAACGCCUCGGCCUUCGCCCACGUUGCCGGAGACUACUCGGCUUUCCUACACUUCGAUGACGACUCCCUAUUCCAACGCCCCAACACGACCUUGAAGGAGAUUCUACCUUCGAGGAUCGACCUUCCCACUCGAGGCAUCCCGGUUACCGCCCUUCGCCAUGACUAUGAGAAGGAGGCGGCUUGCGGUAGGUGCCACUUUGUGGGUCACGUGGGAACCUGCGGACUGGAUCAGGAGAGGAAGCGGAAGGAGGCUCACAACGGCAUCAUCAACAGCAACAAAAACACCAUCACCCACAACACCAACAUCGCGGAGGCCGAGGCCCCCAUUCCUGCACUGGUUGUUAACAGGAUCGCAUCACAGAAUCACUUCGCCGGGCUCGAGGUCGAGGAGGGACAGGAGGAAGAGGUAACUGGCCAGGGCGAACAGGGACCGGAGGAAUCGGGGGAGGAAGACGCUGGUGAUAAGGCGGAUGACGAGGACUCGGAGGACUCGGAGAUGGAAUCGGAGGCGGCCGCGAAAACGGAGGUCAUCAAAAUUGAAAGCGAGGACGAGUCGGUCUUGGAGGACUGCAGCGGAUCCGAUGGAGAGGUGAUUGAUGAGAAUGAGGUGAUGGCGGAUGAAAGAGGUGAAACGGGAGGAGAGGUGGCUACGGAGAUGGAGGAAGAGGAGGUGGCGACGGAGGUGGGCGAUGUGGACGAAGCGAGGGGAUCGACGAAAGCGGAGAAUGCGGAAGCGACGGACUUAGGGGAAACGAACAGGCUGGACAAUGACGACGACAGCGACGCCACAGCAACCGCCGCCACCGCUUCCCGCGAAUCGACGCCGCACGAACCAACCCCACCUCUGUCACCCGAAACUCUCGCCAAGUCGCUACGCGAGGGGGAGGAGUGGGACAGGAUCAGAGCUAACUGGGUUGAGCAGGCACGACUUGAGCGGGACCAAAGCAUCGAGAGGAGGCUCAACGCUGAAACCCCUUUGGUGCGUCACAACUUUGCCACGUGGGACGAGGACGGUGAGAUACGCUCCAUCAACAUCAGGGGGACCGCUGCGAAGUUCAAGAAGCAGGUGAUGAAGAGGUCGCAGACUGCGGCGGACCUCAGUGACCCAAGUGACGAACCGACCGACGCCAAGCGAGUCAUCAUCAAAGGGAAGGGCCGCGUCGUGGUGAAGGAUGGAAUAGAGGGGCGGAGGGUGACGAGGUCGAUGUCGGCGGCAGCGGCGAUGCAGGUCGAGGUGACGAAGGUGGACAGAGGGAAAGGAAGAGGGGUAGCUGAGGAAAAACGAUGGUCCGACCACGAGCCCGAGGACGAUGUCCUGCCCGCCCUUCCCCUCUUUGAGGACGUCACCACCGCCAAGAGCGCCUCGACCUCGACUACCCAUUAAUGAUCAAGCACACCAUCAUCACCUGGAACGUAAGAAGGGGCAUGGGGGUCCCGGAAAAACGACGUAAUAUCUACACCUACCUUUCCACAUUUAAAGCUUCCGCGAUUCUCUUACAAGAGCAUUUCAUCAGACCACAAUUCUGGCAGCUCAUCAAGGACGAGUACGAGGGCAAGCUCUUCAUCAACCAGCACUGCCUGACCCUGAUCCCGGCCGACUCGCCCCUGAUCGACGCCGAGCUCUUGCGCACCCACUCGGCACUCGACGGCCGGCUCCUCGUCACCUCCUUUCGUCUGCGGGGCGACAUCAAAAUUCUAGAAAUCAAUAACCUCUACGCGCCCGUUGACCCAAAACAACGAGCAAAAUUCUUCGACAAACUGAUCCUCCACAAAACACAGAAAUCCCACCUCCGACUCCUUGGCGGCGAUCUCAACGACUGCCCGCGCCCAGAAGUCGAUCGGCGGAACCAAAGUCGGCGCGGCCACCACUGGCCGAUUCUGAUGGGCAAGCUCGACUCGGCCUACACGGACUGCAUCCGCUACAAGCACCCCAUCACCCCAUCUUUCACUCGACCUAAUCCCAAUCGCAAGCGACCCAACUCCUUCUCCCGGCUUGACUACUUUCUCCUACAAAGAGCUCACCAAAAAAGGCUCGACCAGGCCUCGACGAUCUACGACUAUCCCAAGGAUCUUUCCGAUCACCGACCGGUCUUGAUCGUACUAGCUCUCUCAGACGAUCUUGAUGCGGCUCUCCCACAGCUCAGCCUACCUACCACAUCCGACCAACUACAUCGAAUCAAUACCACAACCUUCAAGACGGUGGAAUUUCAGCGGAUGAUGGAAGGAUGGUUGGAAGGGGCAAGCGGGGAGGAUCCGGUGCGAGAGCUUGAGGAGGUUCUGGAGGCGUGCAGGGACAGGGGUGGGGAGAUGGCGAGGAGGCUGCAUCGGGAGCGGACGGAACGGAUGGAGUAUUUGGUGGGGAGGGUGCAGGAUCUGGAGGCGUUACCGGUAUGGGGGGAGGCGGAAACGGCAGAAUGGACAAGGACGUCCGAGGAACUCAAGCGGGCGGUCGAGGAGCGCGCGCGCCUACUCCGGAUCCGAGCCCACGUCCCCGAGAUCGCUUCCGAGGAACGACUGUCGCGGCCGGUCCACGCCAAGCUCGCGGCGCGGAACUCGGACUCCAAGAUCACAGCACUGCGCUUGGGCAACGGAGAGCUAACGCAUGACAUUGAUGUCGCUCUUGACCACACGCAGGCGCAUUUCCAGCGCCUCUACCACAUCGAGCCUCGUGAUCCGGAACGCGUCGACCGACUUCGGGACGAACUCCUCGUGCCGAUCAGGGCGGCACGGACUUGCGACGACCCGCGCUCAGAUCCGCUCUUUCUGCGCCGACUCUCGGAAGCGCAGAUUGAUCUCCUCCAGCAACCCAUCACCGAGGACGAGGUCGUGGCCGCGAUCGGGACGACGCACCCGGGGAGAUCGCCGGGCCCGUCGGGCGUGCCUUACGAACUCUAUCAGACCGCACCGGAGGCGUGGUCCAAGGUGCUGACCAAGGCCUACAACGCGAUGAUCGAGCGCGGUUCACUCUCUCCCAAGCAGGGCCAGGGACUCGUGCGCCUCAUCUUCAAGCGCCACAAGAAGAAUGCCGAUCGCGCCGAACUCUCGUCGUAUCGCCCCAUCACCCUGCGCGAGUGCGAUUACAAGAUUUUUACCAAGGUCUACGUCGCCCGAUUGAACCAAAUUCUGCCCGAUCUCCUCCCGCCGCAGCAGCACGGCUUCGUCAAGGACCGCCGAUCGGCCGACGCUGCACUACACCUUCGUCUCCUGAUCGAGGAACUUGGCGCGCGCAGGACCGAGUUCCCCGCGGCCGCGCUCUUGUCUCUUGACCAAUCAUCCGCCUACGACCUCGUCGAGCAUGACUGGAUCUUUGCCAUCUUCGACGCUCUGGGCGCUCCUACCACCUUUCUUCGCGUGCUGAGGAUGCUCUACUCGGGUGACUCGACCUCGGCGCGCUACAUCAUCAAUGGGUUCCUGACGGCGCCGGUGCGACUGACGUGUGGGCUCGGCCAAGGGGACCCGGCGUCAUCGUCGGUCUGGGACAUCGUGUUUCAGCCGUUCCUGGAUGCUCUACACCGUCGAAACAUCGCGCUGAAUCUCUCCAUACCUGCACUUCAUCCGUACCCACAGAGCCGCGCCAUUACAUCACUUGCAUUUGCCGAUGACGUUGUCGUCGCCGUCGCGGGCUUGGAGUCACUCAACUUGCUCGAUGACCUGGCGCUCGACUGGAGGCAUGCAACGAAUGGCCGGCUCAACACGGACAAGACGGUCGUCCUACCGAUUGGACGUCGCUGGGACCCUGGGGAACGGCCAAUCGUCGUCAAGGCCGCAGGCGAGUCGCUCGAGUGGAUCGGCCUCCCCUUCGACCCCAGCGGCGACACCGAACUCGCCUACGCGAAUCUCAUCGAACGGCUCGAGGCGACGCUGGAAGCGGUUCAGCAUCGCUGGCUCACGCACCACACCCGUGCCUUUUACGUCAAUCGGUACGCCAUUCCCAAGAUCCUGCAUUUCCUUGCAGCCGACAUCCCGCCGCCCGAAGUCGUCAAGAAGCUCGAUGACAUGCUCGUCGAUUUCGUCCGUGGGGGCAAGGGCAGGACCAGCUACGGCAGAGACAUUGUGUUCACCGCCAAGAACAAGGGGGGACUCGGGGUGAUAAGGAUGCGGGACGUUGUGGACGCGGUUGCGGCACGGCUCUGGGACGUUCUUCUCGGCGGUUCCGGCGCGAUUUGGCAAGGACUUGCGCGCGCAUCACUCCAGCGAGCUCAGCCCGACCUCGACCUGGCCACCGAUCUCUGGCCACAUCCAUCCACUCCCAUCCCCAACGACCUUCAUCCCCGAUGGCACGCCGCACUGGGCGUUCCGAAACUUCACGACGCGCAGGUCAACCCGAGGGCCUUGACCACCGCGAACUUGCUCGCGCUGCCCACCCUGCUCGGCAGCCUCCACACCCCCAUCAGAGGGAGACAGACCAUCGACGCGGUUCAUGUACCUGACUACCUUCGUCUCCAGGGCUACCCGAAGGUGGCGGAUCUCUAUCGACGCGAGUUGUAUGCGGGUGGGGGGUUUCACCUCUGGACGCCGCCGGCGGAUGUGCUCGGCGACAACAGCGAGUACGAUCGACGCGGGCUCCCGCAGCGACUGGCAAUCGCGGCCUGGUACCGGUUCACUGUCGAUCGACACAAGAACACCCCCUUGGCGGCGGCGGUGGCGGCGGGACGACUCAACGUGCCUCCCCGGAUCGGCACCAGCGCACCACUCGAGGCGAUCAUCCCCAAGCCCGUGGCCCGCUUCGCAAUGGAGCAGCGCCUUCCGGACCCGGUGCUUCCACAACAGGCGAGCCAGUAUACGCUGCUGAACAUGGCUCGCCCCUACACAGUCCGUCGCAUCCGCCGGGUCCUGAACGCGAAGGCAUUUACCAACAUGCUUGGGCUCAAGGGACCACCGCAGCCGGACGACCUCAGGAGCUUCUGGAAGGCAGUCAACUCGAAGGCACUGACGGCGAGGGAGAGGGAAGUUUGGUUCAAGCUGAUCCUCCGCUUCACCCCGACGCGCAAACUCCAGCACGAGCAAAAGCACGACACUUCUCCCGCGUGCCUCGUGUGCGAAGCGCCGGUGGACGACACCGAUCACUACUUCUUCGGCUGCGUCGACUCGCGGAACAUCUGGACCGCGGCAAGGGGCGUGCUCUGCGACGCGCUCGGAUGCGACACGAUCGAGGACGCCGAGUACACGACACUACAACGACUCUUUGGCCUCCCCAAGCUCAAGGCCAAGCUCAGCGAACAGGAAGGCGCAGGCAGGACGAUCGAGAUCUUCACGGGGAUGGUCUUGGAGAUGAUCAGCAGUGGGAGAUGGAGGAUGCAGAAGCACGGGACGAGGAUGGAAAGCCUGGAGCGGAGGAGGGUGGUACUGGAGGAGAGGAUGAAGUUGAGGGCGGGGGGAGCAAGGGGCGGGCGAGGGCAGUAG
Microbotryum saponariae is the source of this 6260-nucleotide messenger RNA. NCBI's taxonomy places the organism in Eukaryota, Fungi, Basidiomycota, Microbotryomycetes, Microbotryales, Microbotryaceae. The record is from the annotation of a GenBank genome assembly.